Messenger RNA from Camelus dromedarius (Arabian camel), 3440 nucleotides. RefSeq names its product flavin containing dimethylaniline monoxygenase 5 (gene FMO5). Gene Ontology annotation, molecular function: NADP binding; flavin adenine dinucleotide binding; N,N-dimethylaniline monooxygenase activity. Bases 162 to 1763 code for a protein of 533 amino acids. NCBI's taxonomy places the organism in Eukaryota, Metazoa, Chordata, Mammalia, Artiodactyla, Camelidae. The record is from RefSeq and is a predicted model, not a curated record. The transcript has 9 exons.
CAAUUGGCUGUUGCUGUUGUUUGCACUUUGUGGCUUUAUAUUUCACCGAAGAGGGCCUAAGGUGCUGCGUGGCCUCCAGAUCGCAGCUGAAGGAUCUGCAGGUGUCGCCGGGAAGGCGGACGGGUUACACUGACACAGUCGGGUGAAGAUCUCCGGAGACCAUGACCAACAAAAGAGUUGCGGUGAUUGGGUCAGGUGCGAGCGGACUCACGUCCAUCAAGUGCUGCCUGGAAGAAGGCUUGGAGCCCGUCUGCUUUGAAAGGUCGGAUGACAUCGGAGGGCUCUGGAGGUUCCAGGAAAACCCAGAAGAAGGAAGGGCCAGCAUUUACAAGUCUGUGAUCAUUAACACUUCUAAGGAGAUGAUGUGCUUCAGUGACUACCCCAUCCCAGACAGCUACCCUAACUUCAUGCACAACUCCCAAGUCCUGGCGUACUUCAGGAUGUAUGCCAAAGAAUUCGACCUUCUAAAGUACAUUCGGUUCAAGACCACUGUGUGCAGUGUGAAGAGGCAGCCUGAUUUCUCCACUUCAGGCCAAUGGAAGGUGGUCACGGAGUCUGAGGGGCAAACGGAGACAAACAUCUUCGAUGCGGUCAUGGUUUGCACUGGCCAUCACACCGAUGCUCACUUACCCUUGGAAAGCUUCCCUGGAAUUGAAAAGUUCAAAGGACAAUACUUUCACAGCCGAGACUAUAAGAAUCCAGAGAGUUUCGCCGACAAGAGAGUCAUUGUAAUUGGCAUUGGGAAUUCUGGAGGGGAUCUGGCUGUGGAACUCAGCCACACGGCUAAGCAGGUUUUCCUCAGCACCAGGAGAGGGGCUUGGAUCUUAAAUCGUGUAGGAGACUACGGCUAUCCCUUUGAUGUGGUGCUCUCUUCCCGACUUAAACAUUUUCUGCAGAAGAUUUUUGGUCAAUCAGCAACAAAUACAUUUUUGGAAAAACAGAUGAACCAAAGGUUUGACCAUGAAAUGUUUGGCCUGAAGCCUAAACACAGAGCUCUGAGUCAGCAUCCAACGGUAAAUGAUGAUUUGCCAAACCGUAUCAUUUCUGGCAUGGUGAAGGUGAAAACGAACGUGAAGGAGUUCACAGAGACAGCUGCCAUAUUUGAGGAUGGCUCGAGGGAGGAAGACAUCGAUGCUGUUAUCUUUGCUACAGGCUACAGCUUUGACUUUCCUUUUCUGGAAGAUUCUGUCAAAGUAGUUAAAAACAAGAUAUCCCUUUAUAAAAAGGUCUUCCCUCCUAACCUAGAAAAGCCAACUCUUGCAAUCAUAGGCUUGAUCCAACCCUUGGGUGCCAUUAUGCCCGUUUCAGAGCUCCAAGGACGCUGGGCCACUCAAGUAUUUAAAGGACUAAAGACAUUGCCUUCACAAAGUGAAAUGGUAAGAGAAAUAGCUGAGGCUCAAGAGAAAAUUGAAAAAAGGUAUGUGGGCAGCCCGCGCCACACCAUCCAGGGGGACUACGUGAACACCAUGGAAGAGCUCGCUGAGCUGGUGGGCGUCAGGCCCAACCUGCUGUCUCUGGCCUUCACCGACCCCAAGCUGGCACUGAAGUUGUUAUGGGGACCCUGCACCCCAAUCCACUAUCGUCUCCAAGGCCCCGGGAAGUGGGAUGGAGCUCGGAAAGCCAUCCUCAGCACGGAGGAGCGCAUCAGGAAGCCGCUGAUGACCAGGGCAGUGGCGGGGGGUGACUCCACGGUGUCGGUGGCCACAGUGACCAAGUGUGUGCUGGCCGUUGCUUUCUUUGCUAUGAUCAUGGCCUAUUUUUAGCUGUCCCAUUGUCACUGCCCCAGUGUUCUUUGGAAGCUGGAUCUAGAGAUGCCUUCUAGAAACCCGACGAGAUUAAGCACUGCUCAGCUCCAAGUUGCCUAGAGAUCUGCUUUUAUUUCUCUUUCCAAAGCAUUCAUCCUCUUUCUUCUUUUCCCUACAGAGAAAUCACGGCUUUUCACUUGUGUUGGCUUACCUCCCUUCCUCUCACGCCCCAUUGCUUUUUCCUCCCAGUAAUCCCCAGACCGGUGAGCUCAGAUGCCCUUUUAGUCAUUUUGUAUGUCCCUAGCACACUUCUUGACAGGUGGAAGGUGCUUAGUGUUUGCUGUCAUUUAUCAGAUAUUAUGGUGGGGAGCAGAAGCCAAUAUUUGUAUGAGAAAGGGGUGAUCAAUGUAACUGUGCUUCUGGCAGGAUUUGGUUUUCUACUAGAGGUUCACUCUUUUGUUUGUUUUCAAUAUUGUAACUAAAUGUAUUUUUCCUGAGAGGUAAGAGAAAUGAUGGUCUUAUAACAGUUGGAGAGACCUAAGACAAGAUACAUGGGUACUUAAGCAUUUUGUUUCACUAGCUAUUCACUCGUGUCUCCAAUACCUGGUCAUUUUCUCUUUCCCCCUAAGCAACAUGUCUUUAUUUUUUUAACUGCCUUCAAAUUUCUAGGCUCAUGGAUCAUUCUCACAGUCUAGCAGCUGCCAAUAGGUUCAACCUGGUUGAAAAAAUGGGGAUUAUAAAUUAGCCGUCCAGUCUUUUUUUCUCUCUUCGUUCCCGUAUUAGGACACAGCAAGACUUCAUGCCAGGAACUGUGACAAUUAGCCGUGCACCGCUGCAGUGGGGCCUAUAAGUGUGACUGGGUUUUCUCCCCCACUGCUACUGUCUCUCCUCCACCCCCUCCCACACAGAGAGCCUAAGGAAUAAGUAUUUGAAGAGGUCAUUUAUGUAAUUAAUUAGGACUGGUAAUCACUAAACAUAGGGGGUACUCCAUGUGUAACAGUUCUUUUUAUGUCAUACGCUGUAGUUAUGAAAAACAAAGCAAAUGAGAUGAAAACCAGGGCCGCCAGUUUCUGUCCAGCGCUGCUGUUGACUGUUUUCUCAUCUGUAGAUGUUUUGCUCUGUUCUUGUCUCUCAGAGAAGUUAACUAAGAGUUAGCUGUCAGGGACACUGAGUUCCAUGAAGAAAGGUCCUGGAUGGGCCAGCUAGGUGUGUACUCAUAAAUGAGCUGCUGUGCAAGACAUUUUGGGAUUGUUGACAAAAGAAUAUAUUUGCAUAAUGGAAAGAACACCCUUCGAAAUGAUUAUCUUUCCUGGUAUAAACAAGAGAACCAGAAAUGUGAGGACUGCAGCUGCCUUCCGUCACAUAAGUGUUUGCACCAUCCCCCGCUCUUUGGCAGAGUUUCCCUGGGGAAGUGCCUUUUGAGAAUUAGGUCUUGGACUUCUUCCUUCCAUAAUCCUUGUGCUACUGUGAUUUAUCCUCUGCUAAAAUGGAUCUAGUAUCUUUUAAUCUACAUAUUACUCUAGUUAAAAAGUAAAUUGAAAGCCACUUCUUUUUCAUUUCCUUCUUUUAACGUACAGGUUUGCCUCUUUUAGCAUACAAAUUUGUUGAAUUAACAGUCCUUUGACAAUAUAAUUCAUAGCUAUCAGUUAUAAGUAUACCAGUUUCCUCUUUAAAUAAAAAGUAUGUAAUUCUAAA